Molecule: messenger RNA, 2833 nt
Organism: Malania oleifera
Lineage: Eukaryota; Viridiplantae; Streptophyta; Magnoliopsida; Santalales; Ximeniaceae
Product: plastidial pyruvate kinase 4, chloroplastic
Exons: 5
Coding region: 409-2628 (739 amino acids)
Biological process (GO): glycolytic process
Cellular component (GO): cytoplasm
Molecular function (GO): potassium ion binding; magnesium ion binding; pyruvate kinase activity
Source: RefSeq, a predicted model, not a curated record
AAUGUUGUUACGAAUAUUGAAUCCUGGGAGAAUCUGGCGCACGCCCUCCACACUCCCCCCACACGCUUCAGAUUUCUUCUGGGUCCUCGCGAAGCUCCUGUCUCUCUCUCUCGCAGCUUCAACCUUCUCUCAUCCAAAGGUAUAUCAAUCUUCUCAGCAGACUUUCUUAGGGUAUCCGUUCUCUCUCUCUCUCUGUUUAUGUUUUGAAUUUGAUGGGUUUGUGUAAACUUAUGAGGAUUUUUUGAGUUUGUGCAUGAAUUCGUGAAAUUUCUAUGACCUCCGUUGAAUUGGAUUGAUUGCUGUGACUAAAGAAGCUGAGCUAUACCAUAUAUGAUUUUGAUCUUAACCCCAUCUGGGUCCCGGAAUUCUUUGUCCAUACUUUAUAUGUUGCUGAACAUCAACCAAUAGAUGAUGGCCAUUCAAAUAGCUAACUUCUCAGAUUUGACUUCCUUUAACCUAAGUGAGAAGUUCACCCAUAUGCAAUGUAGAUUUCAUGUAAAACAGCCAGUUUUUAGGUAUGAAAUUGUUCAAUCUCUUGCGGGGAAAAAGGGAUGCAUGAGAUCAAAGAUUUUUCUCUUUGCUAUUCCAAAUGGAAGUGAUAAACUUGGAAGCGGUUCGCUAGAUUGCUCUAAUGAUGAAGUUUCUAUGGCUUUGGAGAAUAAUGAGAGUUCUGUAGAUCCAAAUGUGGAAGUUGAUUCCAUUCUGCUCCCAGAAUCAUACUUCUCUCAAAACCGUGAGCAUCUGAGCAACCAAGGAAAUCUUCUUGACAAGCUAAAGGCUGUUCACUUGCAUGUAUUAGCACUGGAACAGUGGAAUGCUUCCCGACUAAAGCUUUGUCACAGAAAUUACUUGGUGAGUGCAACAAAUUUAAUACAUUAUCUGGCAUUGAAGUGCCUUGAUGUCGAACAACUUAAAGAAGAUCUUUCUUCUGUCGGUCUUCUGAAUUUGGAGACAAUUAAUCUAUAUGUCUUUGCAAGUCUUACUGCUGGCAUCCAGAUGUUGGAAAGCUUGAAAUUUAACACCCCAAACAGCCUAGAGAAUGUUGCUGAAGGAGCUUGUCCUCAAAAAAGUUUGAACAAGCAAAUACAGGGGGAGUUCACUAUAGAUAAAAUGAGGAAGAAGGCAUCUUCCAACAAGCAAUCAUUGUUAGGCUCACUUAGAGAUGAUAGAACUACUCAUAUCAUGGUUACGUUGGGCCAAGAAGCUGUUGAAAGUGAUACACUUAUAACUGAUCUUCUCAAGCGAGGGACUACCAUCUUUCGGAUCAAUUGUGCACAUGGAAACCGAUGUGUAUGGAGUGAGGUAAUUACUAGGAUUAAACAAAACUCUCAGAUGCUGGAGAAACCAUGUCGAAUUAUCAUGGACUUAGCUGGACCAAAGCUCCGUACUGGCAACUUGAAGGCUGGUCCAUGUGUGAUGAAAAUAUCUCCCAAGAAGAAUGCCACUGGAGAUUUGAUCUACCCUGCUCAAAUUUGGCUAUCUCAAAAAGGAGCAGGGCCCCCUCCUUCUCAUUUAUCCUUUGAUGCAGUUCUGUCCAUAGAUGGGAAUGAGUUUUUCAAUGAGCUUGAUUUUGGUGACAUAGUUAGAUUCUUUGAUGCUAGAGGAAAACAAAGGACAUUAAAGAUUUCUAAGAGAUUUCAUGCUUUAUCUGGCGCUGGGUUCUUGGCUGAGUGUGGUAAAACUGCUUAUGUUCAGUCAGCCACAGAAUUGUAUGUUAAGAGAAAGAAAAAAAAGUUCUUAGUUGGACAAGUUGUGGAUGUCCCUCCUGUUGAGCGGUUCCUCAGAUUGAGAGUUGGAGAUUUGCUGAUCAUUUCACGAGAUGGAUGUACUGAGCAAGACGAACAGAAUCCACCUGCAGUUGGUGCUCAUAGGGUAACUUGUUCUUCUGGCUAUCUUUUUGACUCAGUCAAGCCGGGAGAACCUAUUGCGUUCGAUGAUGGGAAGAUUUGGGGAGUAAUACAAGGAACUAGUAUCUCAGAAAUUAUAGUUUCGAUUACUCAUGCAGGUUUGAAAGGUACCAAACUUGGCUCGGAGAAAUCUAUAAACAUUCCUUCCAGCAAUAUUAGGUUUGAAGGCCUUACUUCGAAGGAUAUUAUGGAUCUUGAGUUUGUCGCUGCGCAUGCUGACAUGGUGGGUGUUUCAUUUGUGCGAGAUAUUCGUGAUAUUGUUGUGGUUUGCCGAGAAUUGGAGAAGCGGAAGCUUCAAAACUUGGGGAUUGUCUUGAAGAUCGAAACAAAAGGUGGGUUUGAGAAAUUGCCUCUCAUGCUGCUGGAGGCAAUGAAAUCUCCAAAUCCUUUGGGAGUAAUGAUUGCCAGAGGAGAUCUUGCAGUUGAGUGUGGAUGGGAAAGCCUGGCAGAUAUGCAGGAACAAAUUCUAUCCAUAUGUGGUGCUGCCCAUAUACCAGUCAUCUGGGCGACUCAGGUUCUGGAAUCGUUAGUCAAGUCAGGUGUUCCUACUAGAGCUGAGAUUACAGAUGUGGCUAGUGGAAAGAGGGCAAGUUGCAUCAUGUUGAACAAAGGGAAAAAUAUCCUUGAAGCUGUUUCGACUCUGGAUACAAUCCUACACAGCAGCUCCACGAAAAUGAAAGCAGAACUGAAGCCUCUUGUACUAUCCAGCCACCUCUUCUAGCAAGUUGGCUGGUUGCUGUUCCCCUUGGAUAAUUUUUAGUAAAUUUUGUUAAUCUUCAAUCAACUCAAUUUUCCCUGUAUUUGUAUGCAUAGGGAGACAUGUUUACCCAAUGUAAAUAAUAUGACAUUUUAAAAACUUAGGUUUGGUAACUGGAGCUCUGUAAAUAUUGUGUACUUAAUUCAACAAGCUUAUUGUUCAUAAUAUU